CGGUACUGCCGUGGGCACUUCGCCCGUGCCAAAGCGUUCACAGGCGGAGGAUAGUCCUCCCCCAGCUGCUAUCAGGGCAGGAGAUGUUGACACCUAUGCGUCCAACUGCAAAUGAAUCGCGCAUGGGCGAAGCCGCUGCUCCCGCACUGACUGUAACGCAGUCAGUUCUUCUUCUAUUUAUUUUUUUAAGAGUGUCAGAGCAGCAUGGAGAUCCUUAACCUGGUGAACCUUGCUCUGCAAUUAACAGCCACUCUUCAACACAUGCUCGGCAUCCAACUAGAGACUUGCAGCAUAUGGGAAAACAUGGGUUCCUGCAUUAGAGCUACAAGGAAUCUUGUGCAAUUGUGUCAGCGUGGGGUGGGGUGAGAGUAUGAAGCAGACCAGCUCUAACACUCUACAACUUCCUCUUAGUAGUGACAGAAAAACACAAGCAGGGGCUAAACAAUCGGAAUCAUGGAUUACGGUGAUUAUAAUAACACAUAUCCUGACAUUAUUGAGUCUGUGACUCCUGAGAUUCAGCCGAUCCAGAUAGUGGCCCUGGUCAUGUACAGCCUUGUGGUCCUGCUGGGUGUGCCUGGAAAUGCUCUGGUGGUGUGGGUGACGGGGUUCUGCAUGUCCCGCUCUGUCACCUCCCUCUGGUUCCUCAACCUCGCUCUGGCUGAUCUUCUGUGCUGCCUCUCCAUCCCCUUGCUUAUGGUCCCUCUGGUCCACGACGACCACUGGCACUUUGGUCCGCUGGCCUGCAUGCUCAUCAGAGGCCUGUUUUACCUGGUGAUGUACUGCAGCAUCCUGCAACUGGUUGUGAUCAGCUUGGAUCGUUUGUUGCUGGUCAUCAGACCCAUCUGGUGUCAGAACCACAGGCGACCCAAACAGGGUGCUUAUGGAUGUGUUGCUGUGUGGGUCCUGGCCUUGAUAGGCAGUAUCCCACAGUUUGUGUACGCCAAGGAGAUUGAGGCAGGUGACGAGAAGAGAGAGUGUAGGAUGGAGUACACUGUAGACAGUGCCUGGCCUGUCUCUGUUUUUCGCUUCCUGAUUGGAUUCAUUAUUCCUUUCCUGGCUAUUCUAGUUUGUCACUUGGUGGUCUUCAACAAGACACAGAGGGGAAUGACACGAGGUCGGACCCGGUCCAAGAAAACACUGAGGGUCAUCAUCGCUGUGGUGCUGAGCUUCUUCUUGUGCUGGCUACCUCUGCACAUUGUGGAUUUCCUCAUGCUGACCACCCCUCGGGUUUCCUCUGCGAGCCCCAAACUUCACCUGGCACACGUUAUAGCGCUCUGCCUGGCUUACUUCAACAGCUGCCUCAACCCUAUGCUCUAUGUGUGUCUGGGUCAAAGCUUCAAAGACAGCAUGAACCGCUCCCUGCGUAACAUCCUCCACUUUAUCGGCGAGGACCCGACCACCAAGAAGAGUGUAACUAAUGUGGACACCAAGAGCACCAGUAAUGGCAACGAGAUGACAAAAAUAUGAUCGUGCACUGACUGUAAUACUUUAGCAAUAGAAUAAUGGUUUCGCAAAAGAAUAAGUAAUUUCUGCUGACCUUUGCAUGGAUAUGAGCACAUAGAUAUGACAGUAAAAUCACUUGGUGUGUAUAAGUAAAAAAGAUCUGUGGAUGCAAAUACUCUGCCUUUACUUUUUGAGUCAAUAAGAUUUUUUUUCUGGUUAAGUUGGGUGGUAAGUAAAUAUGUUUCCAAGAAUCUUUUAGGGUUUAAACUGCAGAAGUAUUUCAAUAAUUACAAAACAAUGCAGUAAUGUCCAGUUGUGUAAGUGUUGUUUUCAUAAACCACAAGAGGGAGAAACACUCUUCUGAUGCUCAGUUGCUUAACUCUUUCCCCUUUCAAAGCCUACUUGGGUUCCCUCUUGAGGAUCUUUUUAUAUUUCAGGCCUGUUACCCUUGGAAAGAUAUUCUGAUGGUUGUAUGUUGUGACAAAGAGACUGGAGUAGAGGCAAGACUGAAAUGGUUUGGACAUGUGCAGAGGAGGGACAGUGAAUAUACUGGACAAAGGACGUGGAAUAUGGAGUGCCUGGGAGGAAGAGAAGAGGAAGGCCUAGCAGAUUCAUGGAUAUCAUGAGAGGACAAGAGGGCUUGUGUGACAGAGGCGGAUGCUUGGAAUAUGGUGAGAUGGUGGUAGACCUCUGCUCCGGUGACCUCUAAAGCAAGCAGCUGAAAGAAGUUGUGGAAAAGACCUAAACAGAGUUGUCAAAUGAUCAGACAAAGAGUUUGCAGACUGUGCUAGAAAAACUCUUCUGGGGACUUGUCAGACAUUUCGCAAUAUGUGAAGUUAAUAUAUACAAACAGUUUUUUUCUUCCUGGUAUAACUUAAUAUACUUCCAGGUUAAAUUUACUUUGUGGAACCACCUACUUUGACUUUUAUGAGUAAAGCAACAAAUGUAAUUCACUCAUGUACAUCCAGAGGGUCUUGACAAUUUAGAUGUCACAGUUUAGGUUUUCUUUUGUCGUUUUACAGCAGGUGUGUCAAACUCCAGGCCUCGAGGGCCGGUGUCCUGCAGGUUUUAGAUAACACCC
This is a messenger RNA of Oreochromis aureus, 2524 nucleotides long. Its product is annotated as C5a anaphylatoxin chemotactic receptor 1-like. The record is from RefSeq and is a predicted model, not a curated record. Gene Ontology annotation, cellular component: plasma membrane. Gene Ontology annotation, molecular function: complement receptor activity; G protein-coupled receptor activity. Gene Ontology annotation, biological process: inflammatory response; complement receptor mediated signaling pathway; positive regulation of cytosolic calcium ion concentration. Lineage: Eukaryota; Metazoa; Chordata; Actinopteri; Cichliformes; Cichlidae. Bases 454 to 1467 code for a protein of 337 amino acids. The transcript has 3 exons.